AAGGUAAAAUGCGCGCGUUGAUCUUAUGCUCUUCCUCGUGAAUUUUAAUUUGAAUAAUCAAAAAAAAUUUCUACUUCCUAGUAGAUUUAACAUUAGCACAACUUUUUAACGUCGACAGUCGUUUUGUAUCUUUUGUGUUCAAUAGUCCGCACUUUAUAAAUCAAAUAACUAAACAUGGGUGUACCAGCUGGUGAUGUUGAAAAGGGCAAGAAAAUCUUCGUCCAACGUUGCGCUCAAUGCCACACUGUUGAAGCUGGCGGCAAACACAAGGUUGGCCCCAACUUGCACGGUUUGUUCGGUCGCAAGACUGGUCAAGCUCCCGGCUUCGCCUACACAGAUGCCAACAAAGCCAAGGGCAUCACCUGGAAUGAGGAUACCCUCUUCGAAUACUUGGAAAACCCCAAGAAAUACAUCCCUGGCACAAAAAUGAUCUUCGCCGGUUUGAAGAAACCCAAUGAACGUGGAGACCUCAUCGCCUACUUGAAAUCUGCCACCAAGUAAAUUUCAUCAUUCUAAAUAAAUAAAACUCCCACAACAAAAACAAAACAGUAAUUAAAUUUAGUAGCAACAACAACACACUACCAACCACCACCAAACAAUUAUGUAAACAACAACAACAAACACUAUCAUCCUCUUAUUUAAGUUUAAGUUCGAAAAUAAAAACAAAUACAAUAACAAAACUAAACUGACCUCUGUGUAUCUUCUCGAGAUGUUCAAGGAAAUUAGUUACUGGUAUUAUCGCAAGAAACAAACGUUGUUGCACAUUUGAAUCUUCUUUGUAAGAAGUUUUUGUUUUUUGAGUGCUAAAAUUAUACAUAUUUUUACUUGAAAACUUUUUACGGGCGGAUUCUUUGUAAAUUUCAUAAUUUUUUAUAAGAAGGAUACAACAAUGUCAGCAAACUUAAACCAACCUUCUUUAAUAGGACAAUUUUAAUUUUAUUUAAAUUAAAUGUGAAAAAAUACAAAUAAACAAUUAUAAGUUAAUUUAAU
Molecule: messenger RNA, 990 nt
Organism: Lucilia cuprina (Australian sheep blowfly)
Lineage: Eukaryota; Metazoa; Arthropoda; Insecta; Diptera; Calliphoridae
Product: cytochrome c
Exons: 2
Coding region: 175-501 (108 amino acids)
Biological process (GO): mitochondrial electron transport, ubiquinol to cytochrome c; mitochondrial electron transport, cytochrome c to oxygen
Cellular component (GO): mitochondrial intermembrane space
Molecular function (GO): heme binding; electron transfer activity
Source: RefSeq, a predicted model, not a curated record